AUGGCGGCGACGGGACGGGAAGUCGUGGCCGUGGACGUACCGGGACGGCCCGGCUCGAGCGAUCGGGAACUUUGGCGGCACGGCGUGGUGGCGCUCGGACGCGCGAUCGCGGACGCGUUGCACGCAUACCAGUCACGCGUGAUACUGUACGGGCAUUCCGUCGGGGCCUGGAUGGCGUUCGAGGCGGCCGCGGCGCGGCCGUCUGUCAUCUCCCGCCUCGUCGUGAGCGGAGCGAGAGCGCCGUGUCUGGGGCAUUGGCUGAACGAUCCCGACGAGUUAACUCCUCGUCUGUCGACCAUCGAUGACGACGAUACGUUUUGGUGCGCGUUUGAGCGCCGUUACGGCGCGAGCAGGGAGCUUCGUCAUCAUCGAACGGCGAUGGUGGACUCCCUUCGGAACGAUUUCGAAAUGGUUGAAAAUUACGCCGGAAGCGAAACUAAAUUAUCCAUCCCCCUGACGGCAAUCGGUAUACGUAAUGACGACCGGACGACGACGGAAACAAUCGAACAGUGGUCCUCGCACGCUGACUCCUUUUCAUCGAUGUAUUACGGCGACGUGAACGAACCGCACGCGCACCGCGUGUUGCUCGACCAACCAUCCGAUUUCGCGACUUUCUUGGCGCGCGAUGUCCUGGACGCUUCGUGA
Molecule: messenger RNA, 645 nt
Organism: Ostreococcus tauri
Lineage: Eukaryota; Viridiplantae; Chlorophyta; Mamiellophyceae; Mamiellales; Bathycoccaceae
Product: Thioesterase type II, NRPS/PKS/S-FAS
Exons: 1
Coding region: 1-645 (214 amino acids)
Biological process (GO): lipid biosynthetic process
Source: RefSeq, a predicted model, not a curated record